This is a messenger RNA of Coccinella septempunctata (seven-spotted ladybird), 1613 nucleotides long. RefSeq lists its product as uncharacterized. Gene Ontology annotation, molecular function: G protein-coupled receptor activity. The record is from RefSeq and is a predicted model, not a curated record. Gene Ontology annotation, biological process: cell surface receptor signaling pathway; adenylate cyclase-activating G protein-coupled receptor signaling pathway. Lineage: Eukaryota; Metazoa; Arthropoda; Insecta; Coleoptera; Coccinellidae. Gene Ontology annotation, cellular component: membrane. The transcript has 5 exons. The coding region runs from base 167 to 1513 and encodes 448 amino acids.
CUGAGGCUUCCACUGUUUUACUGGUCCACUCGGAUGGUCCAGUAUCUCCCAAUCAUCCUAGAGAAUCGACCAAAACACAAUAAUGUGAAUGUAAGCAAAAAACCCAACAGCGAAUAAUGAUGAAUUUGCAAAAUAUAAUGAAAAACGCAGGUUUGAACUGUCCAAAAUGAAAACUUUAUGGAUUUGGGCAAUAUUUGGAGUUAUAUGUUUUGUCAGCCAGCAUGUCGGAGGGACUUCCAACUCGACCAAAAAGAGAUCUUCUGGCGAAUAUUACCAAAUAAACUACGCCGAUUACGAAAUUUUCAAUAACAACAGUCUGGAUGUGGAAUUCUCUUCGGACUCCUUGAUAAUUCCCAUUCCUGAUGACGCAACAGAAAGGGAUUCUGCUGAAACGUCGGACAAGGCCGAGGAAACUGUCGAUGGAGAUCUGAAAGAGCACGAUUUCAUAGAUAACCUGAUGUAUAUUUACUAUGGGUCUGGAAAUAAGGUUGGCCGCAGACCUUUCGCGUCAGAAAUCAUCAUUGUGGGUUCUGUACUCAGUACCGUCGCUCAGAUCUCGACCAUUCUGUUGAUUUUGGUGAAGAAAGACAUCCAUACCAAAAAGGACCUGAAGGAGCUGUUCCUGCAUCUGAUGUUCUCAUUUGGUGUCACGAACGUAGCCUUCAUACUAGGAAUUUUCGAAACCAAGUACUACGUCGAGUGCCUCCUAGUAGCCCUGCUACUGACGUACUUCCACAUGAUGUCGUCAGUAUGGAUAUUCAUCUAUUGCUUCCAUAUUUUCAAAGUUUUCUGCAGGAAGGAGCCCCCUAAGAGAAAAUAUUAUUUCAUAUGUGGCUAUGGACUACCUAUGUUGUUUUCCUUGGUAUCUUUCUUGCUGGCCCCCCAGAGCUACGAAACCCGCAAAUACUGCUUCAUGUCUGUCCAAAGAGGCAUGAUAAUAAACUACAUGGUCCCAGUCUUCUGCUUGAUGAUUCUCACGGCCGUGUACUGCAUCAAGGGUAUCGGCAUAUUCAACAUGGAGCUGAACACCCUGCAGGCCAACAGCAACCUGGACUCACUCACCCUGUACAACACCCAGAUGGAGGUGGUGAUGGGGAAGAAGUGCUCCAACGUAGACGCUGUGAAUUUACGCGCCUCCAAGUCCUGCCUGAGGAGACUGUGCGCCAUGCAGACGAUGUACGACAUCGUUUGGUUCUUCCUGGUGUUGGCCCUCGAGAAUGUGAGAGAGGGCAGUUCGAUGGCAGUCGUGUAUGCCUUCACCAGCUGCUGUUUGAAUUGGUAUAUUUUCGCCAAACUUAAGGUAUUCUUCCCAAAUGCAAACAAGCCGAAGCUGAAGGAAGUCACAUCGGACGGUAUCCCAAAGCAAUGCAACGGUGUCGAAAAUAUAGAUUUGAGCCCAGUAACUUCGGAAAGCAACAAACAAGGAUCAUCGGACAGCGUUCCCCUGCUUAUAGAGAGCACCGAAUUGAAAAUUUUGCACCAUAACCCCAAUAUCAGUACUAUUAGUAGUUAAAUUAAAAAUUUUAUAUCUACGAAGAUUCGUUGCCAAAUGUUAGAGUUGACAGAAGGAAGGUAAAAAAUGGAAAGGUUGUGAAAUAAAAUAGUUUGUCUAA